AUGGAGCCGCAAGCCCCGACCAAUGCACCUUCCCUCGCCGCCCGAGCGCAUGCAGAGGCGAUCGAGGUGGGUCAGGAGGUGGAGCUGAGCAACAAGGUGUACUGCCGGCACAAGCAGGUCAGGCAUGUUCUUAUGCGGACUCAUGGAGCAGAGUGGAACAAGUUGAAGUUGAAAGGUCGGGUGACAGCAAAAGGAAGCGGGGAUAAGUGGAUGGUGGAGGUAGAGGUGCAAGAUGAAAAGAUCGUCCUCGGGGUGAAAGAAAACCUGAUUUCGAAUCUUGAUGAGAUGCAGACAGAUAGCAUGCUGCAAGAUCCUCCUCUGAAGGAUUAUUCUCAAGAUGACCUAACGAAUGCAAGGGAGGACUGGGAUUCGGAGGAGUCGGAGAAAGAGGAGGCGGGUCUUGAUCCUGACAGGGGCUCUCUAGUUGCAUAUCUAGAUGGGGAAACGGUGACAUGGGAGAAAUGCGACCCAGGGGGAAUUGCAGAGAAACUAAGUGAGAGGGCGGAUCGACCGUCACGUUUGAAGUGGUCGCCUUCCCUUGAAGACCGGAAGCAUCGGAAUGAAGAAGAGUGCUGGAAAUUCCUGUUCCCUUGGGAUUUCUUCUUUGACACCAACAGCUCUGAAGGAUGCUGCCUGGUCUGGACGAAUCAGACUCUGCCAGAGGGCGAGAAACCGUUCACUGUCCAUGAGUGGCUUCAAUACAUCGCAGUGAUAUACGCGAAGGAUCUCUGCUCCAAAAGGGAGGCCAGGGAAGUCUGGGAGACAGGAUCGGAGGGGAUCUUGCCUCCUCUGAAUCUCUCAAGACGGUUCAACGUGAACUUGGCGAGAUUCGUCAUAUGGAAGAAGAAUCUGAAGCUGUGGCCACCAUCGGCGGAGAAAUCAGAGAACAAGUUCGAUAUGAUCCGUCCUCUCAUCUGUGCGUUCAAUCAGAACAGAGCUUUGAGAGUUGAUGUGGGAUCGGAGAUGAUUGCCGACCAAUGCAGCGGGAGAUGGAUCCCCACCUUCGAGGUGGGUUUGUCCGAGGGGAUGAAAAACCUUGUAGCAACCAUUCAGAGCACUCGAGAUGCAGGUUCAGACUUCAGGUCCUUAUUCGAAUGCUCGUUCGGGCUUGUGAUGGCCUUGGACCUCCAUGAUGAUCACUCAGCCCAGUCGGAGUCCACUACGAGGUACCCCAAACAUACUUGUGCCAUUCUUAGACUAGGACAAAACUACCUCGGCAAGCAUCGAACAAUCUAUGCGAACUCUCAAUUCUCGUCCCUGGCAACUGCCAAGGCUCUGCUGGAGAACGGAACUCACUUCAUGGGUGAGCUCGGUCAGUUUUCCAAGGGGGUUCCAACGGCAUUGUUGAAGCGCGAUGUGCGGCACGAUGGCUCUACAAAAGGGGCUGCCGAAACCGGUAGAGUGAGUUUGAAAGUCAACGAUGAGGACAGAAGAGUGUUUGUACAUUCUUGGAGCGAAAGCAGCACGUCAUGCGCUCACAGGAGGGUUUUUGUUUCCACGCUCGAUGAUUGCCUCGCACUGGACUUUCACACAAAGAGCAGGUGGAGAAUCGAUCCUGCCACGGGCAACAAAGAAAGAGUCAAGCGGACUGUCUCUGCUGUUCAAUCGGUGAAGUCCUACUUGUCAGCUUGUGCGGUUGUAGAGGUGCACAAACACCUGAUGGAGGAGAUUGAGAGGAUGGCACAUUGCAGGGACGCUGGGGAGUGGUGGUUGAGAAUGUUCUGUCACGUUCUUCUACUUGUCGAAGUUGACGCCUUCAAGAUUUACUCUGCAGAACGCGAUGCUGCUAAUUCAGGAUCACACUCGAAAUUCUUGGACAAGCUUUGUGCCCAGCUCCUUGCAAACUCUCGAGACGGCUCCACAUCAGCCGAAGCCCCGCAGCAUCCCAAGCGGGAGAAGAAGCGAGCGAGGGUAUGUACAAGGGAGGCGGAGAACGGCGCUGGAAAACAGGACGACCAGCAUGUCUUGAUCACCAUCCUCGACUUCAUGAAACAGAAUCACAACUACAACCCGAGCGCCAGCGAUCUCAAGUGGGGGAAGCGCGUUCGAUGUAGGAUGUGCAAGGGCACGCAAGGAUGGGGCAGCAUAGCAAACUUCUGCUGCCAGCUCUGCAGUAGCAAGGAUCCGAACAAGAAGCCGUUCGGGAUCUGCGGCCCAGGAACAGGAAGGGACUGUUACAUGAAGCACCUCUCCAAUGUCAGCCAGCACUGCAGAAUUGAAGGGUCGGAUAUUAGUAUGAUACCAAGAUGA
Guillardia theta CCMP2712 is the source of this 2250-nucleotide messenger RNA. RefSeq lists its product as hypothetical. Bases 1 to 2250 code for a protein of 749 amino acids. The record is from RefSeq and is a predicted model, not a curated record. NCBI's taxonomy places the organism in Eukaryota, Cryptophyceae, Pyrenomonadales, Geminigeraceae. The transcript is spliced from 2 exons.